Messenger RNA from Oncorhynchus gorbuscha (pink salmon), 2851 nucleotides. RefSeq names its product BEN domain-containing protein 3-like. Gene Ontology annotation, molecular function: DNA binding. NCBI's taxonomy places the organism in Eukaryota, Metazoa, Chordata, Actinopteri, Salmoniformes, Salmonidae. The transcript is spliced from 4 exons. Gene Ontology annotation, cellular component: heterochromatin. The record is from RefSeq and is a predicted model, not a curated record. Gene Ontology annotation, biological process: rDNA heterochromatin formation. Bases 223 to 2712 code for a protein of 829 amino acids.
CUAAUCCUUAUUGUCGCUAGCUUCACAGGCCACACCGCCACACAAGACACAUCCACAGCUGUGCGGAAAUGACACUGCAGGCGCGCGCCCCGACACGUCACGCGAGACGACACAGACCCCCCUUCCAAAAAAGGAGAAACACGAACAGUGUGAAAUUCCCACGGCAGAGAUGUUUACCACGUCUUCCAUUACUGCAAAGGAAUACAUUAAACCGUAAAGGAUAUGAAUUCCUCUGACCAUAGGGAAAACACAGAUGGCGAAAUGCUGGAGAUAGAGCAAGAACCCAUUCAAGACAUCAAGACGGAGACAGAUGAAUGUACUAUUAGUGAGACAACUGAAGGACCCCGCAGAUGGUACCUUGGAACUAGUGAGGCCACCAGGAAACGUAUUGCCAAGGACAUGGGCUGUGACUCACACAAUUCUGAAUUGCUCCAGUCUACCAGCAGCAAAAGAGUCAGGGUCUCUAGUGAGGCAGGGCGGCGCUUGCUGAGGAGAUUGUCUGAAGAGUCCACAAUGCCACAAUCUCUCUGCCUGACAUCUGCAGAGAAGGACCUUGCCCAGGAGAAGACUAUAGCCUCUUACAGGAAGCCUCUGUACAGCAUCUCUCACAGAAUCACAGAGAAGAAGCACAUAUCAAGCCUGGACCAGCAGGCUCAGCAUGAGGGAGGAGUGCAGCUAAGCUACAGCAAUCUCUUAUCCCCUCAACUGGUCAGUACAGGGGAGCACAGCCGAAGUGAACCCCUCUCUGCCCUGGGGGCAGCAGGGUCCAUGUCUUCAACAGACUCUAAUCUAUACUCCCUCAUUGAGAAGAUGUUUUUCAUCCUCAAUACGCUUAACUCAAGCAUGACCCAACUGCACAGCAAGGUGGAUCUACUUUCCCUGGAGGUCACUCGCAUCAAAAAACAGGUCAAACCCUCAGAGAUGGCAACUGAGUUCCAGCCUCCUCCAGAAUACCUGUUGACAAGUGAGGAGCUGAGUCAACUGAUGGAGGAGACAUCAAAUGCUGGCGAGUUGGGUUGUCGACUGCUAGUACAUCUCUUCCCAGAACUUUUUAAAGCCAAGGUGUGCACUCCUGGUUGUAUUGUCAACAAGAGAACGUUGGAUUCCCUACAGCUGCAGCUAAUACGCAACUAUGUGAAGGUGUGUUUUCCUCUGGUAAAGAAUAACAACAUUUGGCAGGAUGAAUGCCUAUUACAGAUUAAUAACUUCUUUAACCGCUUCUGGGCUCAGAAGGAUAUGGAGAGCGGGCCACAGUCAUGUGGGAGAGACUUUGGUUUAAAAGCUGAACGGAUCCAGCCCUGCCAUUUUAUAAAUGAGGAGGGGCAAGAAGUGCACAUCGACUUAGACUCCAAUAGUGACCACACCAACAAUAAAGUAGUAGUGCCAGACCUUGUGUUUGACACUCAGGAGGUUGGAGAGGAUCUUGAUAAGCUCUCCUCCCCUGAAGACUUUAUGUUUCUUGUAAACAGAGUUUUCCCAGAGGUUUUUAAGGAGGGGAAAUUACCAGAGGGUAGUGUGGGAAAGAUGAUCCUGGACUCAGACAGGAUAGAGAUUAUCCGUAAGUACAUGGAAGCUAAUUUUCCUGACGUCCCAGAGGAUAGUUGGCUGCAUGUGUGUGUGCAGCGCAUAGAAGAUGCAGUAGAGGGUUAUCAUAGUAACGGUAAUGGCAGUGAGCCUGAGAACAUGAACAAUGAGAGCUAUGGCUCCACAAGCCUCCCUGAUGAUGUCUCUAUCAUCAAGAUCAGUGACAUGUGUGACUACGAGAGACCAGGUCAUAGGUCAAAAAAGUCGUUGCUUGUGCCAGUCGAUUUUGAACAACUUGAGAUCCCCCUACCAGAUUUCAGUGUGCCUCAAGAGUAUCUGCUCUCUAGGGAGCAACUGAGGAAUAACUAUGACGGUAGCUUGUCAAUUGGGAACUUUGCCUCUCGCCUCUUGGUACUUACAUUCCCUGAGCUCUUCACCUACGAGAACACACGGAAGCAUUACAACUGUAGUGGCUCUCUCGGGAAGAAACAGCUUGAUCCUGUGCGGGUCAACCUUAUUCGCCACUAUGUAGAGCUACUAUAUCCACAGGCCAAGAAUGACAGAGUGUGGACCCUGGAAUUUGUGGGUAAACUGGACGAGCGUUGCAGGCGACGAGACACGGAACAACGGAGGUCGUACCAGCAGCAACCCAAAGUCUAUGCUCCGGAGUUGGAGCAAGGGCCUGUGGACUUUGUGGCUGCUUGCCAAGUGAACCAGCUCAACACAGAGCACUUGAAGGAGAACUUUGAGAUCCCUCCACUACCCCCUGAAAAAAGUAGCAAAGACUUCUGCAUGAUCCCCCUGGAGGAAUUGAAGGUGUCGAUUCCAGACUUCCCAGUGCCUUUGGUCUACUUGCUCUCAGACACUGAGGUGCGAGAGAUUGUCCAGCAGAGCCUUUCAGUGGGAAACUUUUCCGCCCGCCUACUGGUGCGCCUCUUCCCUGAGCUCUUCACUCAGGAGAACCUGCGGCUUCAGUAUAACCAUUCAGGCGCCUGCAACAAGAAGCAGCUGGAUCCAGUGCGUCUCAGGCUCAUCCGCCACUAUGUAGAAGCUGUGUACCCAGUUGAGAAGAUGGAGGAGGUCUGGCAUUAUGAAUGUGUGCCAAGCAUCGAUGAGAGAUGCCGGCGGCCCAACCGCAAGAAGUGUGACAUUCUGAAGAAGGCCAAGAGAUCAAAUACUGUGUCCUAGUAGCAAAGCUAAAGACAAUUUUUAUUUUUUAUUCUAAAUAUUUACAUUUAAGUCAUUUAGCAGACGCUCUUAUCCAGAGCGACUUACAAAUGGGUGCAUUCACCUUAUGGCCUCCAGUGGAACAGUCACUUUACAAUAG